Molecule: messenger RNA, 3762 nt
Organism: Beauveria bassiana ARSEF 2860
Lineage: Eukaryota; Fungi; Ascomycota; Sordariomycetes; Hypocreales; Cordycipitaceae
Product: chromo domain-containing protein
Exons: 1
Coding region: 1-3762 (1253 amino acids)
Biological process (GO): negative regulation of transcription by RNA polymerase II; chromatin organization
Cellular component (GO): pericentric heterochromatin
Molecular function (GO): chromatin binding
Source: RefSeq, a predicted model, not a curated record
AUGGCUACAAAAGACGACGACAGUAUCUCCCUCACCUCUACUGUUGAAGACGAAGUCGAUCCAGACACGCAAUGGACAGUGAAACAAAUUCUCGCCGACGGUCAGGUUGAGGGCGAGACCAAGUAUCUCAUUGAAUGGGAAGACUUUCCUCUUAGUGCAUGCACAUGGGAGCCCAAAGAACACCUUCCAGAAAGCCUGCUGGAAGAAUGGGCUCAGAACAAACAAAACCAACAAGAGCGCAACGCAUCCAGGCUUCAUAUCGAGGAGUGGCGCAUUGCAAUAAUACAACUAUAUCGAGCCAAAUAUGCUCGCCAUGAAAUGCGAAACUGCAUACGUCGGCGCAAAAAGUUGAGAAUGGCCAGAUAUCCAAAGUCAUUAGAGCAACUAAUCGCUGAGAUCAACGCCACUCCAAGUGACCAGCCAAAAGCCACAGAGGACAAUACUCCUGCCAUUAUAAAUGCGGCAGAGUGUGUCUCUGUCGAUACGGUUGCAUCUUUUCCUGCUGGCACACCAGAAUCUGUUAUCGCCAUUGCAACUGAACCUGCUAGUCAGGAGGCAGACAUCUUCGAAGCCCGCUCUCGUCGCUCAUCGAUCGAUGAUUUAUUUUCAGAUCCUGACUCAGACCUGGAGAUUAGUGCCUACUCUUGGCAUGGCGAUUCGGCCGAUGAAGAAGACGAAGUUGUGACAACAUCCGAGUCAAGUACUAAUUCAAUCUCCAUCCAACGUGUGAGGAUCCAAGAUACAGUGAUGCAAGACGCAAAUCAGCAACUAGAACGCCCGCGACAGAUUCUUGCUGGUAUUGCCAUAGAGCCUGCCGUAUCGAUAUCUCCUGAGAACAACCCCGCAGUACACCUGUCGAGCGCUGAGACUGAUCUCGGCAGCGACGCCAUGGACAUCGAUACGAGUGGAAGUUCGCCGCCAGCUACGCCUUUGCUCACAGGCAUGACUGCAAUGUCUGCCGAUGCUUCAUUGACUGAGACAGUUCUAACAAAAAGGGACACCCAGAACUCCUUCGAAGCAAAACUGGCGGCAGAGAAACCGGAUGUCGAACAGACGACUAGAACUAGUAUCCUGUCUAUUCAAGGCACAUCUGAUCCAGUCAUGUCUACUCUACCAGAACAUUCUACUCUACCCGCACAGUCUCCUCUACCAGCCCAGUCUCCUCGGCCAGCUCAGUCUCCUCUACUAGCACCGUCUCCUCCACCCGCACAGUCUAUUCUACCAGCCCUGCGACCUCAGCCAGCUCAGUCUCUUCUCUCAGCACAGUCAGCACAGUCCAAAAAUUCCAUGAAAAGAGUAACGUUCUCUUUGCCGGGUCCGAUUCAACCAAAGAAUGUCAGCAAAGCCGAACCUAGUCUUUUCGUUUCCGACAACUCUCAUAGACAGGUGACUUUGCCUUCAAGAUCUUUCGAUACACGUUCCAAGGGCCGAGACGAUAUCAGCUACGGCCAACUGAAGACUUGCGUCAUUGGACCUACCAAAUUAACCUGUUCGUUUCACGUCUCUACGCUGCCAGCAGACUCGCAAAUGGUCUUCUAUCGGGAAGUCUUGGAGCUUGAAAUCCUCAAUUUCUCGCACGUCUGCACCGCUCAAGACCUCAUGCAACAGUUGCGUGCUACCGAACUUAGCUCAGGCGUCUGGGUCACAGGAACAAUAUGCUCACCUCUUGAAGCAGAUAAGUUGGAGACAAUUGUGGACUUUCUGAAUGCAUCAUCCUUUGGCUUGCUAUGCUACAGCAAAGAGUUCUGCCUCGUUAUUUACCCAAGUAAAUCUCUUGAUUGGCAGCAAAGUCCCCUCCCGACUUCGCAACCGCCGGCGGGACAUUCACUGCAGUAUCUGGCGUUUGCGCCUGCGACGAGCUUUCAAGUCGACGAUUUAUCGUUGGAGUUCAAUGUUUCGUACUCCUUUGGCGUCACCAUCUUCGACAAACAGCUCUACCGCAAACUAUUACCAAGCAAUGAGCAGAUGGACAAAACUCGCCCAAUCCCGGAUAGUCUUUUUCUCAUGUUCCCACCAUCAGCAAAAGCAGAGGAAGAUUUGCUCUGUCGAUGGCUGAGAGUGUCUAAUAGAAACUGUGAGAUUCGUUCUUGUGCUGUAUCAGGGCACUGGGCAAGGUUUAUCGAGGGUUCCAGAGGGGCAGUGAUCCUCCAUCAGGAUUGCAUUCGACUACUGCAUCGCUUGCCACAAUUGUCGAAGGUACUCCAUCGUCGACACGAAGACUACAAAUUUUGGAUCUUUCGGCUCCCUCUGUGUCCACCAAUUUCUGAAUCAUUGUAUGAGGAAGAGUAUAUGGAGCAAGUUGGCAUUGCUUUGGACUGGGCUUUUCCACCCGGCGUCGCCGUUAUGGCUCCUCCUAGCUUCUUUAUUUCGCAGCCCGUACAGGCGUAUAAUCUACUGAAGUGGAUUUGGCAUAAUUUUUCGGCCGGAGCGUCUGUAUACCUUCGUGGCAAGCUAGUUGUUGCACACAAUAUGGACGGCUGGUUGAUGUCGCUGGCGCUAGAAAAGAAAGGUGCUGAGUCUAUCGAAAUCUCCGAGGUGCGAAGCAAGACAUUUAUGUUGAUGACAAAGCUGGUAGAAGAAGACCCUGAGGACAUUACAUCUCCCGUUAAGUACGCGCCAGUUUGCAUUGACGGCAACGAUGAGCAAAGUCUCGUCAAUUGGUUUGGAUGGUGGAGUACCUCUCAGAUCGACAAGUUUCGAAAAUUCAGCGUCAUUUGCUCAGACAACGACGACGAUGCAAGAUUGUCGAGGUACAUCAAUCGGUUCGCCUUGCGGGGGCUGUUUUCCCAGGCCGGAGGUCACGUUGCGACAUCACAUGCGAAGCGCGUGAGCUUCAAGUUGGUUCAUGACGAUACGCCGCAGUGUUUGAGCACAUAUAUUAGAAGUGUGAGCGCCGAUGCGCACGCGGCCUCGUGGAAUCCUCUCGUAAUCUGUCCAUGGGCUGUCAACCAGCAUGACGGCGUUUCACAAUACGGCGAUGCCAGUCAGUGGGUAGACUACUUUGCGCAACAGUAUAUUCGUCGUUUAAUGGAGGGAACAUACGGAAAGAAGAACACGCAAGUUGGGUUUUUUUACAUGUCAGACAAGCCUCUUGACAAAGCAGCCCCCGUAUAUCCUUGGCUGGCAUUCGUUCGGCCUAUGGAGCUACACCGAAAACCGUGGAAACAUUCCGAGCUACUAUUCUGGGACCUCCGCCUCAAAGACGCGGCGCGCCGGUCUCAGACCAUAUCCAUGUCGGACCUUUCGCCCGCGCAGCGCGACCUCGUCACCGAAGUGACCGAGCAGUAUGCCAAACUAAAACUCCCACUGGGCAAGAUCUGGGCGGGCGGUUUCAAGGGAUCCGGCAUGUACACGGAUCCGCUGGACAUUACCCUCGACUGGAUGAAGGUGCUCGUGGGCAGAGUUAAGGACUGGCUUCCGCUGAGCCACGCAGACAUGUUGAAUCGUGGAUGGAGCGCCGUUCAUGGCUCCGCGCCGCCGGGCGGCGCGGAGACGGGUGAUGAUAAGGCCGCAAAGGAGCCGGCACAGCGCAUACUGUUUCCUCCGCCGAACGGGGGCUCUUUGAAUUCUCAGCCAUAUACGAAUAGGUUGCAUCAGUGGGCCAUGGCUGCGCGCGUCGACAAGGAGUCUCAGUUUACGUAUGUGCCAACGUACGAGUGGUAUCGAAAGCAGCAAGGAUCAGGUCGUGGAUUCGAGCAUAUUCGUUUUUGGUCGUGGAAGGCCUUUUUUGAACAUUACAAGAUUGAUGAUCCAGAGAAGUAA